UAGAUCCGGACCUUUAUAUGCAGAUUUAUUUAUUUAAUUCUCAUUUCAGCGCGCCUGUGUGGACGUGCAGGCUGUCGGAGUGAGAGGAGUGAAUUGCGCGAAAGACCUUAAAACGCUCAACAAGUGCUUUUUUGUUUUUCUUCUUUUCUUUUUGUAAAUAAUUGCGCUGGAUACUCUUGAUUCUGCGGAGUUGUGAGGACAAAGCCGCUUUCUUUUUCUGCCUGCUGGAGGCAUGUAUCUGCUCUCGGAGGAGGACGCCGCCUGUUUUCUGGACAGAAUGUCAUUGAAAGUCGUGUGAAGUGCGGAUGGAAACUGAAGCUGCUUCUGAAAGCCUGAAAUAACGCGAACAACGGGACCAAGUUAACAUUCUCCGCUCCCUCUGUCUGUGAGCGCUUCAGUCACGGGUGGACUUUCUUUCCUUUUAUUUUUUUUGUUUUUGUUUUUUGUUUUUCCAGCCCUCCUUCCAUCAUCAUUUCUCCUCAGAUGCUGACAAUGACUGCGUGUCGUGAUUUCCGAGAAAGCAUGGGCUUAGAUUUUUAGGGGGUUGAUUUGACUUGUGUGCGCCCCGCUGACCGUGUCUCAUUUUCCGUGUGCGUGUUUGUGGACGCGGCGUCAGGAUGGAUCGGUGCGCGCCGGAGUGUGAGCGUCUCUUUUGGUCGAUACUUCAUGUGCAAUAACAGUCCCUCUGCUGCCACCGAAGGAGCGAGUGUCCUUGUCAUUCAUCCUCGGAUGGAUGUUCCGACCCAAACAUCCCUUACGUAACGACAUGUGUGUUGGAGGUGAAUAAAGGCAUUACUGGAUGAGAGGUGUGGAGAAAUAGGCGACGCCGACGGUCAAUGAGCGACCAGGACGCUUAUCUACAGCAGACCGGAAAGCCGGUGCCGAUAUGACCGGCGCUGGAGCGCCGAGGGCGGCUGUGGAGAGGAGAGGGAGGGCCGCGGGCGGAGAGCAACCUUUCAAGGACGAGGAAGGAGGAAUGAUGGAGAAACAUCUGUGAGGACAAACGAGACUCUUGAAGUGGGGGUGAAAAUGAGGCUGCUGGCGUGACAGUUGGGAAGAGUAAAGAAUUCAAUCAUCUGCGUGGGGCCAUUUCCAAGGGCACCGAGGUAAGGAUGGCCACAUUACCGGGGAGAAGGAGGGGGUGCGAGGAAGCAGCUCCAGGAGAAUGAACACAGACUCGGGUUACUCCCCCCCCCAUCAUCUUUUGUUUUAAUAAAAACGACAGAGACAUCUUUACCUAUGUAGGAUAAUCUGAACAGGUGAUCACAGCCUACAGGUUAUAGCACCAUUCUCCCUGAGUGGGGAUGGAUGGAGUGGCGGGAGGUGUGGGCACCCCUGGCAGCGCUGGGGGCUCUGGGGCAGACACCCUGCCCAGGCGGACUGAUGGAGAAGCAAAGCGGCGCAGUAAAGGCAGCCUGCCCUCCCCGGGUUACCGGCUGUCCCAGGCCUCUCUGGAGGGAGAGAAGGGCUCCUUCAGUGCAGACAGCUCCUCCAUGGGUGGACGAGGCCGCCGCCCCUCCAUCAUGAGCUCCUCCCCCAGGGACAGCCUCCCCUUUCGGGCGGCGGGCACCCCAACCACCCCGGGGACCCUGCCCAUGGCACUACCACCUCCAGCAGCAUCCUCCUCCUCCUGCUUUACCCAUCCUCCUCCUGCUCCACGCUCUGUGGGCUUCGCAGCGUCCCGUGCCGCCCUGGCCUCCACCUCCUCCACCGGAACCGGGGUCAUGGUGGUGGCCACUGGCGGAGAGACGACCACCACAGCCUGCAACACCACCACGGCAGGGACCCCGGAGAUGGCAUGCCAGUCUGGGCUUGGAGGGUUUGGGAUGGGGCUGGACGGAGAGGACUACAGCAACUCCAACCAGAGCACCUUCAUUCAAAGACAGUUUGGUGCCAUGCUUCAGCCCGGAGUCAACAAGUUCAGUCUUCGUAUGUUCGGGUCCCACAAAGCUGUUGCCAUGGAGCAAGAGAGACUAAAAUCAGCAGGAGCCUGGAUCAUCCACCCCUACAGUGACUUCAGGUUUUACUGGGACCUGCUGAUGUUGCUGCUGAUGAUGGGGAACCUGAUCAUCCUGCCGGUGGGCAUCACGUUCUUUCGGGACGAGAACACCCCUUCAUGGAUCAUAUUCAAUGUGGUUUCUGACACUCUCUUCAUGGUUGACCUGGUUCUGAACUUCAGGACCGGCAUCAUGAAGGAAGACAGCACCGAGAUCCUCCUUGACCCAAGGGCAAUCCGCCAGAAGUACCUGAAGACCUGGUUCCUCGUGGACUUUGUGUCAUCCAUCCCCGUGGACUACAUCUUCCUGAUGGUGGACAGUCUGGACUCGGAGGUCUACAGGACGGCCCGGGCGCUGCGGAUAGUCCGCUUCACCAAAAUCCUCAGCCUGCUUCGUCUGCUGCGUCUGUCCAGGCUCAUCCGCUACAUCCACCAGUGGGAGGAGAUCUUCCACAUGACCUAUGACCUUGCUAGUGCCAUGGUGAGGAUUGUAAACCUGAUCGGUAUGAUGCUGCUUCUGUGCCACUGGGACGGCUGUCUCCAGUUUCUGGUCCCCAUGCUGCAGGAUUUCCCUUCUGACUGCUGGGUUUCCAAGAACCUGAUGGUGAACGACACAUGGGGUGUGCAGUACUCUUACGCUCUGUUCAAAGCCAUGAGCCACAUGUUGUGUAUCGGGUAUGGCGCCCAGGCUCCCGAGGGGAUGACUGAUGUGUGGCUCACCAUGCUCAGUAUGAUCGUCGGUGCCACCUGCUACGCCAUGUUCAUCGGCCACGCCACCGCCCUCAUACAGUCGCUGGACUCGUCUCGGCGACAGUAUCAGGAGAAGUACAAGCAGGUGGAGCAGUACAUGUCUUUCCACAAGCUUCCUGCCGAUCUGCGGCAGAAGAUCCACGAGUAUUACGAGCAUCGCUUCCAGGGUAAAAUGUUCGAUGAGGAGAACAUUCUGGGAGAGCUCAGUGAGCCACUGAAUGAGGAGAUUGUCAGCUUCAACUGCAGGAGCCUGGUGGCAAACAUGCCGCUGUUUGCCAAUGCUGAUCCCAACUUUGUGACCGCGGUGCUGACCAAGCUCCGAUUUGAGGUGUUUCAGCCAGCUGACUUCAUCAUCCGUGAAGGAACUGUUGGUCGUAAGAUGUAUUUCAUCCAGCAUGGACGGGUCAGCGUACUGACCAGAGGCAACAAGGAAACCAAACUGAGUGAUGGGUCCUACUUUGGGGAGAUCUGCUUGCUUACUCGUGGACGAAGAACGGCCAGUGUCCGCGCAGACACAUACUGCCGCUUGUACUCUCUCAGUGUGGACAGCUUUAACGAGGUUCUGGAGGAACACCCAAUGAUGCGGCGAGCCUUUGAAACGGUCGCUGUUGACCGUCUGGACCGCAUUGGUAGGAAGAACUCUAUGCUCCUGCGAAAGUCGUCCCAGGGUGGUUCUCUCGGCGGGAGUAUGGGUCGUGGUGGAGGCCGCGGUGGAGGCGGUCCUGGAGCUGGCCUUGCAGCGAGUGGUCUGGGCUCCUGCGACAGCAUGCUGGUGCAGCAGAUUGUGAAGCAUGACAGCAUGCCAGCCAUGCAGGACACCAUCGCAGCCGCUGCCGCAGGAAGGAGUGGGAUAAUUGGAGGAAGUGGCACGGUGUCCCCUCGUCCCCGCCCUGUCAUCUGGGCACCGCUUGUCCAUGCUCCCCUGCAGACGGCUGCUGCAACCAGUAAUGUAGCCAUUGCUCUUAUGCACCAACAGCAGCAGCAACAGCAGCAGCUCCAGCAGCUGCAGCAGCACGCUCUUGGAGCCGGUUUCUUCUUGCCAUCUCCUAUGAUUUCUCCUUCACCCUCAUCCACUUUUCCUCUUUCUCCUCCCCGCGCUCCUGUGCUGCAGCCCCUUCGCCCUUCAGUGAGCUCUCUUAUUGGGAUGAUGGCAAUGGGAGGAAUGAGUGGUUUGUCCCCAAGAGGAUUUCCACUCUCACCCUCAACUAUGGGCCCUCCAGGUGGGGUAACAUCACCUCCAGUUGCUAAAACACCCCCCACUUCAGCUUCUUCUGGACCAACUUGUGUCCAGCAAGGACGGACGGUUAUCUAUGGUCCCCGUUUUCAGGCUGAUCACCCCUCGAUGGCAGCUGGGGCACUUGUAACACCACCAGCAGGAGUUCCAGGCUCACCACUACACAAGGUACCACCCACCAACCCACCCGCAUCCUCCAGUGGCCCAUUGGAUGGAAUCAGCUGUCAGCAGGGUGCCAAAGAGGCUCUUCUACGUCAUGGGGUGAGCAGUUGUCAGGGUCUGCCAGCACUGGGGAGGCUAACCCAAGAGGCAAGGCUCCUGUCAGCCUCGCAGCCCACUCUUCCUCACCGCUCCUGGGCCGCUGUGCAGCCUCAUCCUCCUCUCCAUCGGAAGGCCUCUGGUGGGAAUUUGUUGGCGGCUCCUUUCCUGGCAGGACAGCUGGCAAGAGGUGGCAGUGCAGGCAUGUUGACCAAUAACCCUACGCUACAGCUGGUGACAAACAUACCAUUGAAUGCACAAGUACAGGCCGCAGGUCCUAUUCAGCCAGCUAUGCCACAGGCCAUCCCUGCAAACACAGCCUCUGUGCCCACAGCUGCACACAUCCCCUCUACGCCUUUCUUGCCAUCUUCUUCCCCUCCAAAGCAGACCUCUCUCUCCUCUGUCACCCUGUCACCUACUCCUUCUUCUCCAAUGCCUAUUCUUACCCAAACACCUCGACCAAAGCCGAUUCCUUCGACAUUGUCCUGCUGCUCCUCCCCACCCUCAGCAAGUCCGUUGUCCACACCCCGUCCCAAACCGGUUCCUACACCUUCUCCCCGCUCUUCCUCUCCCUCUCCAUCCUCCACACCUCCUGCCUCAGCUGUUUCUACUCCAGUUCCUCUGGCUCAACCUUACGGACCCAGAUCAUCACUUACAUCUUCAUCUCCCCCGUCCUCUGUGCUCUCCUCUUCUCCACCGCAUCCCCAGAGCCCCAGAGCCAAAGCAUCCAACACACCUCCUUCUGCCUCUCCGCUGUCUGGCCACAGCCCUACCUUGACCCCGACUGUGUCACCAAUACCCACUCCCACUCAGACAACCCGCACCCGACCUUCUACUCCUACCCAGACACUUACUCCUACAUCGUCCCCAUCUCCUUCUGGGCCCUCCUUUAGUAAGUCCCAGAGCCCCACACCUUGCCUCCAGCCCUCUGUCUCUGGCUCACCCAGGGUUUCUGCCUCAAGCAAGACCCCAAAGCAGACUUCCCCUCUCAACCCCAUUCAGUCAUCAGCCCCAGCCUCAGCACCUCUUAGCACAAACUCUCCAACAAAAGUAACUUUCUCAGUUCAUCCUGUGAAGCAAACCUCUCCUGUCCUUUCUCAUAGUCCUACUUCAGGCUCCAAACAAAGCCUUUCAACGACAUCAUCCUCAGUAACUUCAUGUCCCAGCCAAAGCUCCUUAAACCCUUCCUCCAUUUCUACCAAUUCCUCCACCACCACAGCCUCUUAUCAACAAGCUUCCACCGCUGCAGCCAACCAGACAACACACACACCCACCUCGCCAAAAGGGGGGAAGAAAGACCCUCAGCUGGCAGUCACCAGAACAGACUCGGAGGGACUAAGGCACAAACUGCCUGCUAACAUGUAAGAGGAGGAAGAAUAUUUCAUUGACUUUUUGUGCUGCGACCAGUGCUAAAUACCAGAGCCAUGGAUGUGCAGACUUGAGUCAAACUUGCCACCAGGUAGCCCAUGAUCUCACAUGAACAGUUCAUACAUGUUGAAUUUACUCUAGGAUGUGGUUGACUUAGAAUAUCAGGUCUUCAUGGGACUUUCAGCAAAGCCAUUGAUUGAGAAGGACUUCAUGGAAGCGACCAGUGGGUCUUACUCGCUAAGAGGAGCGUCUACUGAACAUCCAAAUGUAUACAUUCAUGUCUGUGUUAGUGAUUGUUGGAGCAAGCAGGUAAGCUGAAGUGGAAAUAUGUUGCACUGCAGUGUGGUUGGGGGUUGGCAUGGGCAGGUCAGAGUACCCUGAGGUUUUAAGGCACUUCUUAAAAACUUAUUUUGUCCCUUGUCCAGCUGUUGCUGAUGAUCAGCUGGCUGAAAGGAAGCUGCUGCAUCUUUUUUUUUUUUUUUUUUUA
This is a messenger RNA of Poecilia reticulata (guppy), 6093 nucleotides long. RefSeq lists its product as uncharacterized. The record is from RefSeq and is a predicted model, not a curated record. Gene Ontology annotation, cellular component: membrane; HCN channel complex; dendrite. Gene Ontology annotation, molecular function: voltage-gated potassium channel activity. NCBI's taxonomy places the organism in Eukaryota, Metazoa, Chordata, Actinopteri, Cyprinodontiformes, Poeciliidae. Gene Ontology annotation, biological process: potassium ion transmembrane transport; sodium ion transmembrane transport; regulation of membrane depolarization.